Bubalus bubalis (water buffalo) is the source of this 2149-nucleotide messenger RNA. It is a transcript of the gene LGALS3BP, whose product is annotated as galectin 3 binding protein. Gene Ontology annotation, molecular function: protein binding. The record is from RefSeq and is a predicted model, not a curated record. Lineage: Eukaryota; Metazoa; Chordata; Mammalia; Artiodactyla; Bovidae. Bases 181 to 1857 code for a protein of 558 amino acids. The transcript has 6 exons. Gene Ontology annotation, cellular component: membrane; extracellular matrix.
GGUCAGGUGGUUUCUAGAAAUUGAAACUAGGCUGAGCUUCCAGAAGCGCUUCUUGGGACCAGCCCGACACACUCUGACCUGGGAGGGUUUUCUGGGUUGGAGGUUCCUCUGCAAGUGGGAGGCCUUAGGACAGCCAUCCGCAGGUGCCCCGGGCAGGACAAGGGACCCCCAGGCAAGGCCAUGGCUCCUCUACGGCUUGUCUGGAUAUGGCUGCUGGUCGCAGGGACUCGAGAGCCCACAGGCGUGAAAGACGGCGACAUGCGGCUGGCUGACGGGGGCUCCGCCAACAAGGGCCGCGUGGAGAUCUACUACAACGGCCAGUGGGGGACGGUGUGUGAGAACAUGUGGGACCUGACGGACGCCAGCGUCGUCUGCCGGGCCCUGGGCUUCCGGAACGCCACCGAGGCUCUGGGCGGGGCUGCCUUCGGGCCAGGAUAUGGCCCUAUCAUGCUGGACGAGGUGAGGUGCACGGGGACAGAGCCCUCGCUGGCCAACUGCUCAUCCCUGGGCUGGAUGCAGAGCAACUGCAGACACGAUGAGGACGCCAGUGUGAUCUGCACCAACGAAACCAGAGGUGUCUACACCCUCGACCUAUCCAGCGAACUCCCUGCAGCUCUAGAGCAGAUAUUUGAGAGCCAGAAGGGCUGUGACCUGUUCAUCACGGUGAAGGUGCGUGAGGAGGACGAGAUGGCCAUGUGUGCCCACAAGCUGAUCCUCUCCACCAACCCCGAGGCCCACGGCCUGUGGAAGGAGCCGGGCAGUAGGGUCACCAUGGAGGUGGACGCUGAGUGUGUGCCCGUCGUCAAGGACUUCAUCAGGUACCUCUACUCCCGGAGGAUCGACGUGUCCCUGUCGUCGGUGAAGUGUUUGCACAAGUUCGCCUCUGCCUACCAGGCCAAGCAGCUGCAGAGCUACUGCGGGCACCUCUUUGCCAUCCUCAUCCCCCAGGACCCCUCUUUCCGGACACCCCUGGAGCUCUAUGCCUAUGCUCUGGCCACCCGGGACCCCGUGCUGGAGGAGAUCUGUGUGCAGUUCCUGGCCUGGAACUUCGGGGCCCUGACGCAGGCCGAGGCCUGGCCAAGUGUCCCCCCGGCCCUGCUCCAAGACCUGCUCUCGAGGACUGAACUGGUGGUGCCCAGCGAGCUGGUCCUGCUGCUGGCUGUGGACGAGUGGAGCCGGGAGAGGCACACCUCCCACAAGGAAGUGGAGGCCUUGGUGGAGAAAGUGCGGUUCCCCAUGAUGCCACCCCAGGACCUCUUCUCGCUGCAGUUUAACCUGUCCCUGUACUGGAGUCACGAGGCGCUCUUCCAGAAGAAGAUACUGCAGGCCCUGGAGUUCCACACCGUGCCCUUCGAGCUGCUGGCUCAGUACUGGGGCCUGAACCUCACUGAGGGCACCUACCAGCCCCGGCUUUACACCUCGCCCACCUGGAGCCAGUCUGUGAUGAGCUCCAGUUACAACCCCUCCCGGUCCUUCCAGACCCCCCAGCACCCCAGCUUCCUCUUCCAUGACAGCUCCGUCUCCUGGUCUUUCGUCUACCUCCCUACCCUCCAGAGCUGCUGGAACUAUGGGUUCUCGUGCUCCUCUGAUGACCCCCCACUCCUGGCUCUCUCCAAGUCCACCUACUCCAAGUCCAAUCCCACCAUCGGCUAUGAAAACCGGGCCCUGCUGCACUGUGAGGGGAGCUUUGUGGUAGACAUCAUUGACUUCAAGGGCUGGAAGGCCCUGAUCCCCAGCGCCCUGGCUACCAACAGCUCCAGGAGCACUUCCCUCUUCCCCUGCCCGGCAGGGUUCUUCAGCAGGUUCCAAGUCGUCAUCCGUCCCUUCUACCUGACCAACUCCACGGGCAUGGACUAGACUCGAGGCUGGAGGUCAGGGUGGGCAGGAGUGCACAGAGGCUGGGCACCUCCCCUCCUUCACCUCCUCUCUGCAGCCACCUCCAACCACCGGCCACCAGGUGGCCCCCCUGCUUCUGUUGAUCUCUCUGAGCUUACGGAAAUUACUGGAAGACUUCAGCUACUGCAGACUUCCCUGGUGGCUCAGAUGGUAAAGAAUCUGCCUGCAACGUAGGAGACCUGGGUUCAACCCCUGGGUCGGGAGGAUCCCCUGGAGAAGGGAAUAGCAACCCACUCCAGUAUUUCUUGCCUGG